GUGUGAUUUAUUCCAAUUCAUUUGGCUGUGGCAAAAUCAAACAGGUUUUUGGCCCAAAAUGGCAAAGAAAGUGCUGAUUGUGUAUGCUCACCAGAGCUCUGGAUCAUUCAAUGCUGCAGCUAAAAAUAUUGCAGUGGAGGUUCUGACUGCUCAGGGCUGCACAGUGGAAGUCUCUGACCUGUAUGCCAUGGGUUUUAAAGCCACUGCUACAGCUGAGGACAUUAAAGGAGACUUGAAGGAUGCUGAGAACUUCUGUUAUCUUGAUGAAUCCAAACUUGCAUGGGAGCAGGGAAGACUUUCAGAUGAYGUCACAAAAGAGCAAUCUAAGCUCACUGAGGCAGACUUGGUCAUCUUUCAGUUCCCCAUGUACUGGUUCAGUGUUCCUGGCAUCCUGAAGGGCUGGUUUGAUCGGGUGCUCACCAAUGGCUUUGCCUUUUUACAAGAGAAACCCUACGGCCUGGAAACUUUCAAGGACAAGAAAGCCAUGCUGUCCUUCACCACUGGGUCUCCAGAAUCCAUGUUUUGUACAAUUGGUAUUAAUGGAGACAUAAAUGUCACACUGUGGCCACUGCAGAACGGCAUCCUGCACUACUGUGGCUUCCAGCUUCUGGCCCCUGAGGUUUUCUGGGCUCCGGCUCUUGCUGCUGCUGGAGAUCGUAAGAACAUGCUGGAGAGCUGGCGCACACGACUGCAAGGUCUGCUGGAGGAGGAGCCCCUGUCCUUCACUCCCUUGGACUGUUUUGAUAAGGAGACUUUCCAGAUGAAACAUGAACAUGUCAGUGAAGAGUUUGGUCUGUCUGUGGGCAUCCACCUGAGCAAGCCACAGCUGUCUCGGAGCCAGAUGAAAGAUUGAUGCUAAGAUGUUGCCAUUGUAUGAUCACUAAAAACUGGUUUAUUCUGAAGAUGAGAGGUUUUCAUGACUUUACUUCAAUUUGCACUUUUUCAUAGACUAAAUGUGAACCAAACCUGUUAAAAUUAAAUGAAUGAUUAAAAAAAAAUACUAACCUACAGGUGAUUUMAUUCUGGCAGUGACUGCUGAGUUUGAUAUGUGCUGAGAUUUCUCCCAGCUGCAAUGUUGGCAUAUUCUCUGUUGGGGGGGAAUUAAAAAGCUUGUCGGUGAAACUUAAGUGAUAAAUGCAUUUUCAAUUGUACUGCAACAGAAUAAACUGCUUGUGUAGGAUAAGUGGAUAUUUAAACUUUUUCCUGCAGAGUAUCCUUCAAGCAAUUUAAGGACUUG
Poecilia reticulata (guppy) is the source of this 1237-nucleotide messenger RNA. Its product is annotated as ribosyldihydronicotinamide dehydrogenase [quinone]-like. Gene Ontology annotation, molecular function: NAD(P)H dehydrogenase (quinone) activity. Lineage: Eukaryota; Metazoa; Chordata; Actinopteri; Cyprinodontiformes; Poeciliidae. Gene Ontology annotation, cellular component: cytosol. The record is from RefSeq and is a predicted model, not a curated record.